This is a messenger RNA of Mycena indigotica, 1335 nucleotides long. RefSeq lists its product as uncharacterized. The transcript has 9 exons. The record is from RefSeq and is a predicted model, not a curated record. Bases 7 to 1335 code for a protein of 442 amino acids. NCBI's taxonomy places the organism in Eukaryota, Fungi, Basidiomycota, Agaricomycetes, Agaricales, Mycenaceae.
CUCACCAUGAGCACCGACGAAGCUACUUUCGCAGAUAUCAAAGCAGCCAUCGCCGCCGAGAAUGGACCUGACUUCGAGCAAAAGGCCACUCAAGCUUGGGCUGAAAUUAUCGCGGAACUCCAACUUGUAACCAACACUAUAGCUCAGGAAGGACCUAGUUACAUCCCGACAGUAUCGUUUGCUGAUAUUCAAGCGGGGAGUUUGAGCGCAGCGCAAAUUGCUGAAGUCAAGCGCAAAGGUUCAGUCGUUAUCAAGGACGUAAUCGACGACAAACAAGCUCGUCUUUGGAAGGAAGAACUCGAGGAAUUCGUCAAGAAGAAUCCCCAAGCUGAGGGUUUCCCGGAAGACGACAAACAGUUUUUCCAUCUUUAUUGGACUAGAAGUCAACUUGAAGCUCGUGCACACCCGAACAUGCUGGCUGCAACAACAUGGUUGAACACCCUUUACCAGCCUACUGGGACUAGCAACGCGUCAACUUUGGCAGGCGUUGAUCUCAAGACCCCUCUCAGUUACGCAGAUAGAUUUAGAAUUCGACGACCCGGGUUCGAAUGGAAUGCUCAUCCGCCACAUAUAGAUGGCGGUACCAUUGAGCGCUGGCAAGACAUCAAAAUGCGGUCGUGUUUCUCAGACAUUCUCGCAGGAUCGUGGAAAAAGCAUGAUCCAUACGUUCUCGAACCCAGACUCGAGGCAAGGACGUCUCUCUAUCAACGCCCCAAUCAAUCAAGUGUUUUUCGCACAUUUCAAGGAUGGCUGGCGCUAAGCGCGACUGCCCCCGGGCAUGGCACAUUGAAAGUCUUCCCUGACGUUUUGCUCUCAAACGCCUACAUCAUUCUUCGUCCUUUCUUUCGCCCAUUGGUUGCUCCGGAUUCGAAGGAAAUCUGGGACGUAAAGAACUGGGUAUUCGAUCUCACCACGCCAGAGAUUGCUGGAGUCUUCAAACGGCAGACGCAGGUUGGAUUCAAUUUGCACCCUACCGAAGAACUACAUCCGCACCUUUCCCUCAACAAGACCAUGACUUCGGUCCCCGCGGUCAACCCAGGCGACACAGUUUUCUGGCAUUGUGAUGUCGUGCAUUCUGUAGAGCGCGAGCACAACGGAAACGAAGACUCAGCGGUUAUGUAUAUUCCAUCAGUACCUCUUACUCCAGCAAACAAGCGCUAUAUCGCCCGUCAAGCGGAUGCUUUCCGGGCGGGCAUCCCUCCACCAGAUUUCCCUGUUGCAACCACUGGGGUUAAUUUUGUCGGACUGGGAAGCGAAGAUGAUUUAGCGCUGGGAAAGGCAAAUGAGGCCGCACGAGUAGCGAUGGGCUUGCAGCUUGUUGCCGCCUCCGCAUGA